Molecule: messenger RNA, 1787 nt
Organism: Punica granatum (pomegranate)
Lineage: Eukaryota; Viridiplantae; Streptophyta; Magnoliopsida; Myrtales; Lythraceae
Source: RefSeq, a predicted model, not a curated record
CAUCAUCCAUCGUCCCCUUACCCCUCGUUAAACUUCCAGAAGCCGCUUGCGAAUCCCCUCCCGAAGGAAAAUGAUGAUCGGCCAUCCGACGGUGGAGGUGCCCCCGUGGCCCCUCCUCGAGGAUCCGACGGACGACGUCUACUCCCCCUUCUCUCCCCAACGCUCAGACGGUGGCAACGGCACUGGAGGCGGAGGCGACCUCGUGUCGGCCCUCCGGCGCUUCCUCCCCUCCAACCGUCCGGACCUGCUGGACGACGACGAGGAGGGCGGCGGCGGCCAGGAGGCGGCGGACUCGCCGGUGGACACUUACUCUUGCGACCAUUUCAGGAUGUACGAGUUCAAGGUGCGGAGGUGUACGAGGGGGCGGUCGCAUGACUGGACGGAGUGCCCGUACGCGCACCCCGGCGAGAAGGCACGUCGGCGUGACCCCCGGAAGUACCACUACUCCGGUGCCGCGUGCCCGGAGUUCCGGAAGGGCAGCUGCAGGAAGGGCGAGGCAUGCGAGUACGCCCACGGCGUGUUCGAGUGCUGGCUACACCCUGCCCGUUACCGGACGCAGCCCUGCAAGGACGGAGUGAACUGCAGGAGGCGCGUGUGUUUCUUUGCCCACACCCCGGAGCAGCUCCGAGUGAUCACCCAGCAGAGCCCAAGAGGCGGGGGCGGCAGCAGUGGCAGUGAUUUCUACGAGGUGUCUCCGCUGAAGCAGGCUAUCGAGGCCUCAUGCGCCCGGUCCCUGCCUUUCCUGGCGUCCCCAAGCUCGAUCUCUCCGGAUGACUCGGAUUCGCCUCCGCUGUCCCCUAUGACUCAGUCCCUCAGCCGCUCGCUCGGGUCAAGCUCGGUCUCUGAUGUGGUGGCCUCCCUCAGGAACCUCCAGCUGGGUAAGGUCAAGUCCCUCCCUUCCUCGUGGAACUCGCCUUUAGGGGGUCCGAACUAUGCCAGCUCCCCGAGAGGGUCCAUGCUCCGUUCCAGCUGCUUCAGUGUGCCCACCACCCCGACCCAGACCCCAAAUAGCCCUGGGUUUGGGUACUUGGACUUGUGGGAGAAAAACAGGUUCAGCGAGGAGCCGGUGAUGGAGCGGGUAGAGUCGGGGCGGAAUUUGAGGGCCCGCAUGUUCGAGAGGCUGAGCAAGGAGAACCCACUUGAGCCAGGGCAGGCCAAGACCGACGAGUCUGGCGGGGCUCCUGAUGUAGGGUGGGUCUCUGAGCUCGUGAUGUGAGGAUCGGCAUCGGCAUCAGUUUAACGGUGAUGAUUUACUUUUGGUUUUCCUCUCGAUCUCUCAUUGUGAAUAGGAAAACAUGAUGGAGGGGAUUCAAAUCUGGGGAUCAUUUUGGCUUAGGACGGAACAAAUUGAAGAAGAUCCUAUUAUGUAUAUAGUGCUAUAUUUCAUGAGAAAUUAUUUCCAAUUAACAUGAAAAAUAUAUAUGGUUUUAAUUAUAUUAUAUGAUUAUAUAAAUAAAUAUAUUUAAAGGAAUAUAUAGUUAUAUAUGUAUAUAUAUGGGAUUAAAGGGGGAAGAAUCAGAAUCUUUUUUUUGGGGGGGGGAAUGGAUUUUCUGAUAAGUUCAGAAGAUUUCAUUUUGAGGUUCUUUUGAGUGCAAAAUUGGUGCAUACUUUUUGUGAAGGAGUGAGACAAUGGGAAUUACGAUUAUUCCUUGCUUAUGUUUUUUACCUCUUUACCUUUUUAUUUCUUUUCUUGUUUAGGAUCUCAAUAUUGUACAUCCGAUGUAAUUUUAACAUGUAUAUGUUUAAUAUAUGCAAAAUAUUAUUUGCCACAAUGGGCAUUUCAGUAA